GUAUUUCCGGCGAGUGCUAUAGUGAAUAAGUGUGUCCUGAUUCACUCUCAAAUCUGCAGAGGUUCGUUUGUGACUCUAAACGUUAAAAAAAAAUCUGAUGUAACCCGCUUUAAUCCGCGUUAUUUCUGCUGCAACGCUUCAGUUAACACGGGGAGACUAUAUUCAAGCUGCAAGUCCGACCCGAGUGUGUAUACCCGAAGAGGGGGAGAAUGUUCUGCGCCCCAUAAUGGGUGGUAGCGGGUCUAAAGGUAAAGGAUACUGGCCGUUCUCUGGUUCGGGUGGCAGCGAUGAACCUGCCAAAGAGGGCCAAGAGCAAAGCCUGGCCAGGGUGCGGAGCAUCCGAAAUGCGACGCCUUUCGUGUUUACCAGGAGGAGCUCUUUGUACUUUGAUGAAGACGGCGACCUGGCUCACGAGUUCUACGAAGAAACGGUAGUAACUAAAAACGGUCGUAAGAAAGCCAAACUAAAACAAAUCCACAAGAAUCUCAUACCUCAGGGAAUCAUAAAGUUGGAUCACCCUUGUAUCCACGUUGAUUUUCCGGUCGUCAUCUGUGAGGCUUGACGCCAUUGGUCGCCUCUUGCGAAGAUUCCGUCCUUUCUCAUUUUCCUCCCAACUGCCGGAUCCUGGACACGUUUGCUGUGUGGUGCCCCCAUGUGUUUAGGAGGGCUCUAUGCAUGUUGUGUGGAAUCCCGGCAAACAGACCGCGAGAUAUUCCGGCUGUCUGCCUGAGAAGAGGCCAUGGCCUGACAAUGAUGUCCUGACUCUUUCAAUCUCUUGUAAUCUGCCACAUGUAUGUCUUGAAGACUAUUAUAUUGUGGGCUGUAUGGCCAAGACACUAAUUGUGGUUUGUAUAUGUGUGUAUGAGUGUUUGUUUGACUGAUAUAUGUGGUCAUAGAAGUAGAGAAUAUUUAGCAUUGUUUGACUUUAUCAGGAGCCGAUCAUGAAGGACUGAAGAGGAGCACCUAAGAAGCUUUGGAAUUUCUCUUGGAAUUCCAUUUGGAAUUUUGACGAUGUUUUAGAAGCCAACUUAAAGAUCAUGUUGUAUCUGAAUGCUUUAAUCGAUGGGCAUUGCUUAAGCAAAGCUUCAAAGGUCGUCCGGACGCAAUGUUCGUAGAGGUAAUGCAGUUAGGGUUAGUACAUUUUAAACUACAGCCUGAAAUUUUGCAUGUAGUCCCUUUAAACCUGAAUCUGCUUUCUUUUCAGCCAGUAGGGGAGAAUCAAUGGCUGUUUACCAUGCUGUGAUUUGUUAUUGCUGCCGCUCCUUGAUUGGAUGAUUGAGUCACUGAGUGACAUAGCGCUGCCAAUCACUGAGAAGCCCCGCCCCCUCUCACUUGAGUGGCAGUCUUUAUUUAUUACUGUUAAAAUAAGGCAUUAAAAAAAAAAACACCUCUAAA
This is a messenger RNA of Myxocyprinus asiaticus (Chinese sucker), 1395 nucleotides long. It is a transcript of the gene tusc2b, whose product is annotated as tumor suppressor 2, mitochondrial calcium regulator b. Gene Ontology annotation, biological process: inflammatory response; regulation of mitochondrial membrane potential. The record is from RefSeq and is a predicted model, not a curated record. Gene Ontology annotation, cellular component: mitochondrion. The transcript has 4 exons. The coding region runs from base 227 to 562 and encodes 111 amino acids. Lineage: Eukaryota; Metazoa; Chordata; Actinopteri; Cypriniformes; Catostomidae.